Oryzias latipes (Japanese medaka) is the source of this 2376-nucleotide messenger RNA. Lineage: Eukaryota; Metazoa; Chordata; Actinopteri; Beloniformes; Adrianichthyidae. The record is from RefSeq and is a predicted model, not a curated record.
AGUACUUUAAAUUCAACAACUGUAUUAAUAGUAAAUAGAUUUAGAGGAGUUCAUACCAUGAAACUGAUAAUUGAAAACACAUAUUUUAUUUGUUGUAAUGUUGGAAUUAAAGAAACAUCUCUUGCAGUGUACCCAAAACAAAACCAGCAUAACAUUUAAGCAAAUCCUGUUGGAUCAGUUUACCUCUGUUUAACGUUUUCUGCAGAAAAAAGGGGCAUUAAGCAUGUAUUACCCGUGAAUUUUUGAUCAUUUUAAAGAUGUAAUUUGAUCCACUGUAGCAGUGAAAGUAGAUUCCAGCUCAUUAAUAUUUGACCGGAAAGAAAUCCAGCAGUGGCAGGAAUUACACAGAUGACAGCCGCCAUGAACACAAACGCUGCAAUAGACGAGGGAGCUCAGAGCGUGAAAGUGGAAGUUGUACUCACUGCAAGUUCAGAGAGUUUAAUUAUAAGUGAGGACGGCUGUGGAGUUGAGUACAAGCCAACUAAAGCUGAGGACAGAAAGUCCUUCACGUUUGAUAAGGCGGUAACUGCUGAGAACAUUGAGCUCCUCCACUCUGCACUCCUGCAGACUCUAAGUGAGUCCAUGCUGAGUGGGUUUAAUGCGUCGCUGCUGGCAUGUGGAGCUUCCACAGAGAUGGUCCAGGCUCUAAACAACAACAGUCUUCUGAGAAAGAUUCUGACAAACCUGUUUAGCUGUAUGACAUCACACAUGACAGAUGACUUUUUUGUGUCUGUGUCAUUUCUUCAGUUUUUUCCAGAUGGCAGUACAGUUGAUCUCUUCAACCACAACAACCAGACUUUGCAGCCUCUGACACACCCGGUCCUUGGAAGGUUAAGAAAGCUAAUGUUUAGGAUCAUACAGUAAAUUAAAUGAUGCAUGUUUCUCCUUUUCCCUAGUUUUGUGGGAGGUUUAAGUGAGGUGAGCGUGUGUUCUGCAGAAGAGGCAUAUGCUCUGUAUGAAACAUGCAUGGAGGCAAUGAAAACCAACUCUGGUGCUGUUUCCAACCGCUGCAGCGCCCUGUUCUCAGUGCUCCUGGAACGGAAACUCCAUCCGGAGCAGGAGGAGUCAGAGGAGUCGGAUGUCUGCCGCAGCCGGCUGCAGCUGUUCCACCUGGCAGGAGGAGCCAGCAGGACUGACCUCAGAGGGUUAAACCCACUAGUGAAGACUAUGGACCAAAUCCAUUCUGCAGAUGCAGUCAACGAUAACCUCCUACUUUUCCUCCUCAAAGAGGCUUUAACGGGAAAUAACCGAACGUUUCUAAUUUACUGCAUUAAUCCAGCAGGUCUUCUGGAUGAUGAAACCCCCGCUGCUUUGGAUUUGGCGCAGAAAACCAGCAGACUGGUAACUAAAAGCUCCACAGGAUGCUGGAGUCCUAAAGCAGCUGAGCGGGAGAUCCGUGAGCAGAUCCUUGAUCUUCAAAACACCAUUUUGUCACGGAGAGAGGGAGAAGUUUCCAACAUUUACAAGCUGGCUGAGCUGACCCAAAUCCUACAGGCUGUUAAAAAUCAAUCCUGGGGAAAAAGGAAAGAGGAAUCUGAGAGGAUAAAAAUCCAAUUCAAGCAGUGCUACAACCCCUCAAAAAUGAAUCAGCUGUUGUCUAGAGGUCAUCCCACUGACCACACAGAGAUCACACAAACAGUGAAACGCCUUCAGGACCAACUGAGACAGGAAAUGGAGGAACAUAUUAAAGAUGGGAAAGGAAGUAUAGAGAAAAUCCAGGAGAGAGUGAUGAGAAUGAAGCAGCUGAAGGAGAUUCUCAGAGAAGAGACGCUGAGGAAGGAAGCCGUAGGAGCACAAAAUCAGCUUCCUCCACAAUCUCAGUUGGAACACAACGAAGCGCAGCAGCGGAGGAGGCAACUUAAGGAGGAUCAUGGAAGAUUAAUUCAGGAGGAGGUGGAGAAGAUGGAAAGAGACUUGGCACUAGAGCAACUACCGCAGGAGAGUCCUAUGAGAGAGCUGCAGGUUCUGAGCAGGGAGAGGCAGGUUCUGGUGCUGCAGAUAGAGGCCCUGCGUGCUGAGGCCCAGCAGGCUGAGAGAGACCUGGAGGAUCAACAUGACCGACACCAAACAGAGCUGCAGUGUCUGAAGGAGGAGAGCCUGCAGGUGUUUCGGAUGUUUCGUCAGGUGUGUGAGGAGCAGAGGAAGCUUUCAGAGAGCAGGUACAGAGGCGUGCUGCUGGAAGCUGUGCACGAUGCUGUUUAUUUGUCUGCUCAAAACCAGCAGCUGCAAGCUGACAACCAACACCUUCGUAAAGCACUAGGAGAGAUAAAAGAUGCUCUAGCAGCAAGAGGGGAUCCUAUAAUUCAUGUAACUUCCCAGCAGCAAUGACUAAUCUGCUGUUUGAUGUUGCUGAAUAAAUACACUGUUGACAAUUUA